Messenger RNA from Actinia tenebrosa (Australian red waratah sea anemone), 2335 nucleotides. RefSeq lists its product as uncharacterized. Gene Ontology annotation, biological process: lipid metabolic process. NCBI's taxonomy places the organism in Eukaryota, Metazoa, Cnidaria, Anthozoa, Actiniaria, Actiniidae. The record is from RefSeq and is a predicted model, not a curated record.
UUAAACCUUUGUUCAAGUCCGUCUAACCAGACAGACAGACAAAAACCCACUAGGAGUGGGAGAGGGUAAGUCCUAAUUCACCCUUGAGUACCAAGCGAUCGAUCCAGGUUCCUUAGUCCUUACACCAUUCCAGCCUGUUCAACUAGACGGGCCUGUUAUACCUCACGGCUUUCACGAAGCAACCCAAGCUGGUAUAACGAACUUCGUCCCACGGUUCGAGAUGUCUCAAAUGUCUAGAGUUAAGGAUUUUGUACUUCAAACGUUUACACCGGAUAGUGACGAUGCAGUGGUAGAUAAUAAUAAGAACCACCGAAAGAUUUUUGCAGAAAAGACAGGGAUUUUUUGGUCUAUCAUUCGUCAAGCGUUCUACGCUGUUUCAUUUCUCAGUCACUUCAGCUUGUCUCUCUCUUUCCUGUGUUUCUUUGUGACAGCUCUAAGUCUUGGCAUCAACUGCGCGUUAGAAAUCACCUUGGAGAUGAUUAGCCCAACAGGCGACUCAUCUAUUCAUAAAAAGAACUUCUACUCUGCUUGUCUGUUUGUUAUUCUUGUCUGUGCUAUAAUUAACGCCUCUUUUAUUCUAUCUCUCUUCUGGGAGGUAGUGUGUGCUGUUCUGUACAAGUCAUCCAUCAAGUAUACCUUGAUUAAGAUAGUAAUUUUCUUUGCUGUUCUCAUCUCUGCAGGGAUCUGGUCUGGUGUUUCGAGCACAGCCAAGUCGGGCUUCGUUAAUUUUCUUUCUGACUGCUUGAUUGUCUCCUGGUUCGCGGCUUUCGUUCUAUCUAUCUUAUCUUCACUAUUUCUCUUGAUCUACUUGUACAAGGAAAGUUCCCUUGAUAUGCCAUUUCACCAAAUAGCCUAUAUUUUUUGCUGCUCCUUAGUUAUACUUCUUUUUUCUAUUCUCUCGCCCAUCUCUUUCAAGUUAGCCGGUGCUUCAACCGGGGGCGCCCUUGCUUUUGCCUUCCUAUUUCCAUUCUACACAUACUGUCUCAUACUCUAUCUUCUUGUACGUGGUAAGAAAGAAACAGAAUCAGGAAAAGUUUUUGUGGUUCAAAAGAGGGUAUUUAUCAUAGUAGCUGCCGUCUAUCUCGUCGUAAUCACCCUUGCCGCGAACGCCAACAUUUCAUGUGGCCAGGAAUGUCAGCUUGGACACCCAGUGAAGGAAAUCAACUUGUUAUAUCACAAACUGGUAAAACCCGUAAGUUCUGGUUAUCCAAUCUGUGAGAAAAAGUGGAGUCGACUGGAGUUGGGCAUCACUGACAUGGCAUUCUUGGCAGAUACCGCUUACAAGAUUGAUACAAAUGGUAACAAGACAAUCAUCCGGGACUUGAUCGAGGCCUACUUCCAGAACCCUAAAUUUUACUGGGAUGUUGAGGCAGUAAAUCCUAAGAAACCCAUGUUUUAUCACAUCCGUGAAGCGUCUAGUCGAGUCAAUGUUGUGAGCAUCCGAGGCACCAAUGACGCAAGAGAUUGGUUCGAGAACUUCAAAAUCUGGAACGAAAUCGCAGUGUUUCAGAUGAUUUCUGUAGCAUUGCCCGUACAGCAUCUACCAUUCGAGUUUGUAGCUUUCUUCAUCUCGAAAUCGGCUUGUCUCGACUAUCUUUUUCAACGUUCCAAGUACCACUACUAUUUCCAGGCACUUGAAGAAUACGUGAAAGAUAAGACGACAAACUCGACGGAGGAGUUCUUUCUUGUCGGUCAUUCCCUUGGUGGUGGAUUGGCCAAGAUUAUUGGUAGUAGAAACAAAGUUCAAGCAAUUGCAAUCUCAAGCCCAGGAGAGAUCUACAAUCAUGUGAAGUUUGGUUACACCCUCGAAGAUGUACAACAGUUCACAACUACAGUCAGAGCUCAAAAUGACAUAGUUACGUGGAUUGAUAGGUCUGGAGGUCUGGUCCAGUACGUUGAAUGUGACAACAGCGCCUUUUUGAAGUGUCAUAAUAUCAGGAACACUUACUGUGAGCUAAAGGAAAAGUGUCACGUGACCAGCACUAUUCCAUGUCCCUCGGAUAAACCAAAAGAAAUAUUUGAAAGGCUUUUUAUCAAGAAAUGGCAGAGAUAGAAAGAUAAAGGAUAAAAUUUGGGACACUGCUAUAAAGAAUACGUGUACAUUAACCUUAAACGGCAAAGCAUGUUCUUUGAGAUCGUAGUAUAUUAGUGUUAUAUAUAUGACUAUAGACCCAAGAUAUUGUUGUGCGCAGUCAAGAUAGAGUACUAUACAACAAAGUGCAUGAUAAUUGUAGUAUAUUAGUGUUAUAUAUAUGACUAUAGACUCAUGACAUUCUUGUGUGCAGUCAAGAUAUAGUACUUUAGAAUAAAGUGCAUGAUAAUUGUAGUAUAUUAG